Dicentrarchus labrax (European seabass) is the source of this 3241-nucleotide messenger RNA. RefSeq names its product ubiquitously-expressed, prefoldin-like chaperone (gene uxt). The record is from RefSeq and is a predicted model, not a curated record. Bases 216 to 704 code for a protein of 162 amino acids. Gene Ontology annotation, molecular function: transcription corepressor activity. Lineage: Eukaryota; Metazoa; Chordata; Actinopteri; Moronidae. Gene Ontology annotation, biological process: negative regulation of transcription by RNA polymerase II. The transcript is spliced from 6 exons.
CCAGGAAGUAUUUGUCCGGAGUGGAUCCACAUCCGGUGCAGUUCCGUGUUUACGUGAGGAGUUAGCAUUGAUAGUAUAGCUAUAAAACGGCGUUAGCAUGCGAACCGACGGACGGUGUGCGGCUCGGUAUCGACAGAACCGGUAACGUUAACGUCAGCGUGACAACCGGCGGUUCCCGCGCGAGUUUAACCGGAUAUAAAGAGGAAACCGAGAAGAUGUCUCCGCCCGCUGAUGCUAAUAGCAAUGCUAAUGCUAACGUGGACGAGAAGGUUGUUCAGUACGAAAACUUCAUCAACGAAGUUCUGAGGAGAGAUUUACAGAAGGUGUUGGAGCACAGAGACUCUGUUUAUGAGAAGAUCUCUCAGUACCUGCAGCUGAAGAACACCUUACAGAGUCUGCAGGAGUCGGGCUGUGGACAGAUGAAGACAGAUGUGGAUCUGGGCUGUAACUUCUACGUCCAGGCUGAAGUUGAGGACUCGUCGAGGAUCUUCGUGGCCGUGGGUUACGGGUUCUUUGUGGAGAUGACUCCUGAUGAAGCUCUGAGGUUCAUCGAUAAGAAGACGAGUCAGCUGACAGCCUUCACGGAGCAGCUGACCAAAGACUCUGCUCAGAUUAAAGCCAACAUCCGGAUGGUGCUGGAGGGGCUGCGGGAGCUGCAGGGGCUGACCGACCUGCCAGAGAGCAGAAGAAGAGAAGUCUUCUAGGUUCAACGUGGUCGUUUGAUAGAAACUGAAGAUGAAGAUAACGUGAUGAAGAUGGAGGAAGAGGAGGUGCAGGAUCUUCACUGUCUGUACAUGCUAGCAGCGGCUAACAGCUAGCUUAGCAUGAAGCGUGCUAGCGUCAGUGAACACAGAGUGUAUUAAAGAGACAGAAACUCCACGUGGCCAUUAAUUCAUUUAUUAAUGAUGUCAGAGACAUAAACUCAUAAUUAGGGACCGAGCCAGCGACCGCUUAUUAUUGUUAUUGUUAUUAUUAUUGUUAUUAUUGUUAUUAUUGUUAUUAUUGUUAUUAUUAUUAUUAUAAUUAUUAUAAUUGUUUUUAUUAUUAUUAUUAUUGUUAUUAUUGUUUUUAUUAUUAUUAUAAUUAUUAUAAUUGUUUUUAUUAUUAUUAUUAUUGUUAUUAUUAUUGUUUUUAGCCCCCUUCGACUGCGUUUCUGCCCUGAUCAGAUACGAAAACUCAAUUUUAUUUGGUAAAAUUGUCAGACCACUAGGUGGCGCUACUAUCAUAAAAACUGCGUAGUUUGUCGCACAUUCAUAAACCUUGUAUCCACGUGUUCGGUGAACGGAGCUGAAUCUCGCCAUAUAGGCCCCGCCCACUAUAAUCUUUCUCCGCUAGAGCGCGAAAUGUCAAUAAACUACUUUUCCGUGUUCCCCCCAUGCGCUUUGUCCGAUUCACACAAACUUUUUCACGUAGCAUCUGAGGACCCUCAAAAUAAAAAAGUGAUUAACAGAAUUUUGAUAUUUCAAAAAUUAAAAUUAUCACUUCCUGUGGAUUAUUUGUCAAAAAAGGAAGAGGACCAUUUCUCCACAUUGGUUUGUCCGAUUUACACCAAACUUGGGUCCAUAGUUCAACAUGUCUUCCUUAGGCAUCGUGCACAAUUUCAGGCCAUCGCCACUAGGUGGCGCUCUUUAAAAUGUAGAAGUUUAUAUCUCUACAACGGUAUGUGUGAUUAAGAUGAAACUUAAUACGAUGCUUCCCCAUGGCUCCCUGAGGCUCGCUAAAAAAUGUGUCAACAAUCUGCCACUAGGUGGCGCUCUGGUGGCAUGAUAAAUCACUGUGCGGAGACCGUAAUAGUUAUGAAUAUGAAAUUCACAGGUUACGUGUAGAGUGGUGCCUGAAGCUCACAUACCAAAAAUAGCGUUUGUAGCGCCCCCUACAGGAUAAAAAAACAGCAGCCCCGGCGCCAAGUUUCACCGAUAUGUACGAAACUCGGUAGGCACGUGUAACAUGCCGGGACGUACAAAAAAGCCUCUUGGACCCAUACCCGAAACCCCACAGGAAGUCGGCCAUUUUGAUUUAAAGUUUCAUUUUCGGCAAACUUUUUGUGUUGUAUUUGAACGAACUCCUCCUAGGGAAUUUAUUGGAUCUGCUUCAAAAUUAGUCAGUACAGUCAAAAUGGUGCUGAUUGAAAGUUGUGCUAUUUGUGACUGUACGUUAAAGGGCGUGUCCGUGGCGUUCCCUGAAAGUUGGCCAGGUUGAAUCGAAUGUCAAACUGUGAUGCUAUUUCCUGCAUUUAAGGGCUUCUGUUUUAACGAACUCCUCCUACAGAUUUUAUCAGAUUGACUUCAAAUUCGAUCACUCCAAUCUACACACAUUGGUUAUCAAACGUUGUGCUAUUUGUGACUGUAUGUUUAACCGUGUGCCCGUGACGACGUGUCGAAUUCCACCGAUUGGCCAUCAAACAGAUAGUACUCAUAUCUUCAAUGUACAGUCCCACCCUGAACACGUCCUCAUAACUUCAGCGUACAUGAUCCAAUCUCAAUGAAACUUCACGUGUUUGAUAACAGUCCCACCCUGAACACGUCUACAUGACAAUAUUCAGACAUAGUGAUAGCGCCACCUACUGGUAACAGGAAGCGCUGCGUGGCGAUUUUGAGCUGAUUUACGUGAAAUUUCAUGUGUUGGUCCGCACGUGUUACGAUGGCACGCAACACGGCCGCAGCACGCCCCGAGUUGCGUGGAGUGCGAGGUCCCUCCCAACGCUGCUUGCAGCUUUAAUAAUAAUAAUAAUUAUUAUUAUAAAUAAUUAUAUAUAUUAUAUAUACUUAAUUAAUAAUAUUAAUAAUAAUGAUAUAUAAUAAUAAUUAUUAUUAUAUAUAAUAAUUAUUAUUAUUAUUAUUAAUCACAUCUGGAUUGUUUGUUAUCCAGAUGUGAUCAUCAGUUGGAGUGUUUGCAGCCAGUCAGGCAACAGCACUGAGCCUGUUGUCAUGGAAACUGGGAACUGAAUGGAGGCACACACACACACACACACACACACACACACACACACACAGACACGCACACACACACACACAGACACACACAGACACGCACGCACACACACACAGACACACACAGACACGCACGCACACACACACACACACACAGACACGCACGCACACGCACGCACUCUCAGAAUAUUGUUCCUGAAGCACAGAAUGAGGAGAAUAUGUUUUAUUGAAUAUUUCUGUAGUUGGUUUGAGUUAGUAAUAAUUAUAGUUUGUACUUUGAUCGCUUUGUUACAAUAAACACUUUAAAAACA